GCCGCUAGUUUCAGAAAUGCCAUUCUCACCCAAACCCAAAGUUGGAAUCACAAAAGAAUUGGACACAGAAGCUUCCCCCACCGCCCUCCCCGACCUUCCUCUUCCAUCUUCCACCUCUCUUCUUCGUUCGCUCGGGAUUGCAUUGAUCGGGACUGUAUCUCUGGACUGCAUUGCGAUCCAAAUCUUCACCAUUAUUGUCUCUCUCUCUCUCUCUCUCUCUCUCUCUCUCGCUCGAAUCUUCACCAGAAUCGAUCGGAACGGCAUCGAUCGGGAUUGCAUCUUUGUUCGAAUUUUCACCGUCAUCGAAUCUCGACUCUCUUUCUCGCUUUCGUUUGAAUCUUCACCAUUAUCUAUUGGGAUUGCUACUGCGCGCAGUUGAGUCUCCAUCGUUGUGUAGAUCGAGUCACCUUUAUUGCUCAAGAAUUGAAAAUAUUUGAAUCUCCAUGGACUGCGUGCGCUUUACUAGCUUUUCAAUUCUUUUCAUCAAAUGGAUCACUGACAGGACAUCAAGAGAUGAUAGUCUGGUAAAAUGAUGCCAUCCUUCUAAGUAGCUCAGAAUUCUUUCUUGGAUGUUUGGGUAUUUGGUCGAUUCAUGCUUCUGCUACAUUCUAACAAGCAGGCAAGGAGGUGCCAAACUAGCUGAAAUAGUUAUGCCUGGCGACACUUGUUCCGACAAGCAACUCCCUCCAAAUAAUCUUGUUGCCCAGCAGCCAUAAGGUGCCUCCAUGAAUGCUACUGUCACUCUGGAUUGCCCAGGCCAAAAUGGGGUAUACACAUGGUUUCUGAUGUGAUUGAUCCGGAAGGCUUGAGUUUAGAGUGUGUGCAAUUUGUGGCUGGUAGAUGGCGUGGUUUAGUGGGAAAGUUUCUUUGGGGGGCUUCCCGGAUCUAGCUGGGGCAGUUAAUAAGCUCAGUGAGAGUGUGAAGAAUAUUGAGAAGAAUUUUGAUAAUGCUCUUGGAUUUGAGGAGAAGUCCGAUUCUGCUGGAGAAGCUUCAGGAAUGUGGCCUUCAGCUACAGAUAGGAAAGCACUAUUUGACCCUGUCAUGGCCUUUAUGGGGCAAAAAGAUGGAGAAAGUGCUGUUGAAUCAUCGGAACAACCUGAAUCACUACAGCACCCAACCCCAGCUGAUGAAAAAGAAGAGGCUGAAACUGAUAUAUCAGAUUCUGCCACUGGGAAAACAGUGUCUGUGGAAGAAGAGAACGAGGUGCUCAAACUAGGUGAGGAACAUUCACAUCCAGACACUACAGAUGAAACAAAUACUGGGAUAGUAGACUUCUCCAAACCUGAGUCUCAUUCCCAACCACUCUCUGUUGACCUACAUGAAUCCACUCGGGAGAAUCUUGAAAUGACUGAUUCUUUCAAUCAGCACCAACAGAAAGAAAGCACAGAAGUAGAUUCCUCAGAAAAUUUACAGUCUGCAGAAUCGAAACCAUUAACUGUUGAAGUUGGUAAAGAUGAGGGCAGUUCCUUCGUGCCGGAUGACUCACAAAAUGCUAUUGAUUUGCAUGAGAGUACGCAUGAACAGAAGACAGGGAUAGACGAGGUGGUAGAGCAAGUUUCUCCAGGCCAAGUUGAAUCAUCAGGUACUAGUCAAGAUGGAGGGGAGACUAAAUCCACUGCUUUAAAUUCUGUCGAUAAUGGUGAGACUGAGAGUGCUGGUGCUGGUGAAUUACCAGAGAAUCACUUUCCUAAUGCAUUCCCAUCAGAGGGGACUGCUGACACUGUUUCCAAGUUGGUUUCUCAUGAAACUGAUACAAUUGCUAAAGAAGUUGAAGUGAUUCAGCAAGCAAAUGAUUAUGAACCUGACAACAAGGAACAUCGUUUGAGUUCGGCAACCAGUGUCUCUGACGCUGAUUCUGUCAUUGAACUGGAGAAGGUGAAGAUGGAGAUGAAAAUGAUGGAAACUGCACUGCAAGGGGCUGCUAGACAAGCUCAGGCAAAAGCUGACGAAAUUGCUAAAUUGAUGAAUGAAAAUGAGCAGCUAAAAUCCAUUAUUGAAGAUUUUAAGAGGAAAUCCAAUGAAGCAGAAGUGGAAUCUUUGCGAGAGGAGUACCAUCAAAGGGUUGCAGCCCUUGAAAGAAAGGUUUAUGCUCUUACAAAAGAAAGGGAUACACUACGGAGGGAGCAGAGUAAAAAGAGUGAUGCUGCUGCUUUAUUGAAGGAAAAAGAUGAAAUAAUCAAUCAAGUUAUGGCUGAAGGUGAGGAGCUUUCAAAAAAGCAGGCUGCUCAAGAAUCUCAAAUUAGGAAAUUAAGGGCACAGAUUAGAGAGUUUGAGGAAGAGAAGAAAGGGUUACUCACUAAACUUCAGGUAGAAGAGAAUAAAGUGGAGAGUAUUAAGAAGGACAAGACGGCUACUGAGAAGUUGCUGCAAGAAACAAUAGAAAAACACCAAGCAGAACUUAUGGCUCAAAAAGAGUACUUCACAAAUGCUUUGACAGCAGCUAAGGAGGCUGAAGCAUUAGCAGAGGCACGUGCCAACAAUGAAGCGAGGACUGAAUUAGAGUCUCGUCUAAGAGAAGCAGAGGAACGUGAAGCUAUGCUUGUUCAGGCUCUUGAAGAAUUAAGGCAAACUCUAAGUAGAAAGGAGCAACAGGCAGUUUUUAGAGAAGACAUACUACACAAAGACGUUGAGGAUCUUCAAAAGCGUUAUCAAGCAAGUGAGCGCCGGUGUGAGGAGUUGAUUACACAAGUCCCUGAAUCUACUCGGCCUCUUUUGAGGCAGAUUGAAGCUAUGCAGGAGACAACAGCCAGAAGGGCGGAAGCUUGGGCUGCUGUGGAAAGAUCCCUGAAUUCUCGACUCCAGGAAGCAGAAGCCAAAGCUGCGGCUGCUGAGGAAAGAGAGCGAUCUGUAAAUGAACGCUUAUCUCAAACCUUGUCCCGAAUUAAUGUCCUUGAAGCUCAGAUUUCAUGCCUUAGAGCAGAGCAGACACAGCUGAGUAGGUCUCUUGAAAAAGAGAGACAGAGGGCAGCUGAAAAUAGGCAGGAGUACCUUGCAGCAAAAGAGGAAGCAGACACCCACGAAGGGCGUGCAAACCAACUUGAAGAAGAAUUGGGGGAACUCAGGAGGAAACUCAAGGAAGAGUUACAAGAUGCAUUGGCACACAGGGAACUCUUGCAGCAGGAGAUAGAACGGGAGAAAACUGCUCGUAUGGAUUUGGAAAGGACAACUCGCCUUCAGUCAUCGUCUGCUGUAUCUGAUCAAACUCCUAAAACAAAGCAUGGUUCUAUUUUCGAAAAUGGAAAUUUGACCCGUAAACUCUCAAGUGCUACUAGCCUGGGCAGCAUGGAGGAAAGCUAUUUUCUCCAAGCAUCUUUGGAUUCAUCAGACAGUUUCUCUGAACGGAGAAACUUUGGAGAGACAACCAUGACUCCGUACUAUAUGAAGAGUAUGACACCGAGUGCUUUUGAAGCUGCCUUGAGACAGAAAGAGGGUGAACUCGCAUCCUACAUGUCUCGUUUGGCGUCCAUGGAAUCCAUCCGUGACUCUCUUGCUGAGGAGUUGGUUAAAAUGACAGCACAGUGUGAGAAACUACAGGCAGAGUCUGCCAUGCUGCCUGGCUUACGGGCAGAGUUGGAAGCACUAAGACGGAGGCACUCUUCGGCACUGGAGCUAAUGGGUGAACGUGAUGAGGAGUUGGAAGAACUGCGUGCUGAUAUCGUGGACCUGAAGGAGAUGUACAGAGAGCAAGUAAACUUGCUUGUGAACAAGAUCCAGACAAUGAGUUCAUCAAUGGGUCACGGAUAAGUUGUCCUCUUGGCUGGCUAAGUUGUGACGUUUCCGAUGUAGUUCAAAGCAUUUACAGUAAAUAUGAUUGGUCAGAAUUUUUUCUUAUUUUACUCGUCAUCUGAAGAUUGUAUUUGUUUUUUUUUUUAACUGAAAAAGCUCGGCAGCAGAAACAUGGAAAAAAGCCCUUCCCAAACUUUUAUGUUGUAAUUUGGGGUGUAAUGUUGUAUGGCGUGGAGUUGAGCAUGAUGGAAACUGAAAAGCCCUAGUUUUGUUUGAUUAAAUUGUCAAUAAAGAGUUCUCAUUUUCCCCC
Messenger RNA from Malania oleifera, 4036 nucleotides. Its product is annotated as golgin candidate 5. Bases 841 to 3744 code for a protein of 967 amino acids. The transcript is spliced from 22 exons. The record is from RefSeq and is a predicted model, not a curated record. Lineage: Eukaryota; Viridiplantae; Streptophyta; Magnoliopsida; Santalales; Ximeniaceae.